Molecule: messenger RNA, 1723 nt
Organism: Zea mays
Lineage: Eukaryota; Viridiplantae; Streptophyta; Magnoliopsida; Poales; Poaceae
Exons: 2
Coding region: 16-609 (197 amino acids)
Source: RefSeq, a predicted model, not a curated record
GUAGCCCAAAUCACUAUGAGCUCCUGGCGCCGACCGCACGAGCCCACGAGCAGUCUCCGUGGCGCUCGCUUCUCCCUUUUCUUCCAUUGGCACGCGGGCCCACCUUGUCAUCUGCUCGUACGUGCUGUUGCACGUUCUUCCUCCCCACACGCUAACGACCUAGAGCUAUCGCCGUGGAUCCCGCCUGCGCUAGCAGCUCGCCCUCAACCACCCUACCCACUCCAUGGGCAUAAGCUGACGGCUGCAACCCCUCUCUGUUUCCUCGCCUCAUCAAGCCCUGCACCGUGGUCGUCGUAUGAGGAAAAUUCGCCAUACGUGAGGGAGAGUCGGUCACCACCGUUGGAUCGCGACUUCAUCGCCGUUGGGGUCCGGGAAUCGGGCCAGGAGGCGUCAUCGUACCACCGGGUGUGUGCUCGUGCGGCGGGGGAAAAUCAUCCUCACACCGAUGACAAUUUCUCGUCAAAGCUCCGCGACCGCGCCAAUCCGCACUUCACCGCGGACCGGUCUCCUGUGCGCGCCAUCUCCGAAGAGCCUAUGGCUGAGGAUCCCGGUGUUCAGCAGAUAGAAGUUGCUGAGCAGGAGCUCAUUGAAGGCAAGUUGUGCCCUUGACCACUUUUUAUCCAAUAAUGUUCUUUGUUAUCACUUAUCAAUGCAUAGGUUUAAUAUUGAUGGGACCCAAUAAGUCACCCUAGACCGGUUAUCCUUUUACCUUGUUUUUCCCUGAAUCAUUUGGGUAGUUAUGCUAUUGCUUUACAUGGUUUUGGGUUAAUAUUUCAUUAUAUCCAUGUUCCAAUUAUUCUGUUAUUUUAUUUAUGUUCAUGUCAAGAUCAUUAUUUUUAAUUGGAACAUGGAGCUUAACUUGAGAAACACGUACCACCACAAGGGUGAAAUGGGAUGCCCUUGGCUGACUAAUUAGGAAAGCUAGUGGAAGACUAUCUUACCCGAAAGGGGCAAGGGCAGUAGGGGAGUAGGCGUGUAGGGAGGUUCUCGGUUGAUUUUGCUGCGAUGGCGGUCAGACGAGGGAUUCCUGCAUUGCUAUUCCCAGAAACUGUAGCGGGUUUUCGAAAGCUAGUGGAACUUUGUAAAGGCCUCAUAGUGUUACCCUGCCUUGCUUCCUUAGUAGACGUGUAUGGGGCUCGUACAACCCCGUGGCAGAUGGGUAACAUGACUUGUGGGUACAGGGUACAACCUCUGCAGAGUGUAAAACAGGUAUACUAGCCGAGCUCACGGUCAUGAGCAGCUCAGGACUCUCGCAUUAUUAAAUUAUGGAACUUAAAUUCAAUUUGUCAUUUGCAUUGCAUGGGAUUUAUUAUUAAUUUUGUUCUAUUACUCUUGUUAUGGUUUGGUAUUUACUUACACUUAGUAACUGCUAAUAAAAUUUGACCAACUUAUUAAAAGCAAUGCUCAGCUAUAACCCCUAUUGUUGAUCAGCCUUACGCUUCACAUGAACUUCCACCUUUGGUGAGUUCAUGCACAUUAUUCCCCACAACUUGUUGAGCUAUGGACGUAUGUGAGCUCACCCUUGCUGUCUCACCCCCACAGGAGAAGAACAGGUGGUUCAAGAGGAGCCACACAACGAGGAGUUUGACUUGAUCUAGGUGGCAUCUCCCAGUCGACUUUAUGGCGCCAAGGAUGGAAUUUAGUUCAUUUUAUAUUUAUCUUUUAUUUUAUAAGACUUCCGCUAUGUAAUAAGUACUCUGAUGAUAUUGUGACAUUUAUCUCU